UAUUCUUUUGUUAUUCACUCGGAGAAAACAUCUCUAGAACCAGGUCUAAACAGCUCCAAUAAUUAUCAACAAUUCUCAGUUGCUUCUUGUUCGAAAAUGUUCUCAAACACAACUUUAAGUUGUCACACCAAACUUGACUAUUCCAACCUACUUGUGUCUUUCCAAGUGUUGGUUCAGGUAUCACUUAUCAGGCUCUGUCGUAGGGCCAUCACAAUGCACACAUGCCAUUUGCAUUUGCUGCAUAAUUAACAGCUCACAGCAAUAUAUAAGUGAGAUUUGAGAAUUCAACUUCAGCUAAGAGUACGUACAGAUUGCAGGAGGUUUUACGCAGCCAAAAUGACGACGAAUAAGUUGUUUGAUGGAGAGUCUGCAAAGGUGAUGGUGAAGGGUCUGAGAGAAACUUUUAGUAGCGGCAAAACAAAGAGUUAUGCAUGGAGGAUUUCUCAGUUGAGGAGUAUUCUCAAAUUUGUUAGGUGUCAUGAAAAGGAGAUUCUUGAUGCUCUUCGCUCUGAUCUGGCUAAACCGGAUUUCGAGUCCUCAAUUUAUGAGAUUUGCUUGAUCAAAAAUUCAUGUAAAUUGGCAAUCAAGAAACUUAAAUGUUGGAUGAAGCCAGAAAAAGUCAGUACAACAUUGUUAACUUUUCCCUCGACAGCAGAAAUCUUGGCAGAACCUCUCGGAGUUGUUUUAAUCAUUGCAGCGUGGAAUUUCCCUUUUCUCAUUUCUCUUGAUCCGGUUAUUGGAGCUAUUGCAGCAGGAAAUACCGUUGUUUUGAAACCAUCAGAAGUAUCACCGGCCACAUCUGCGUUGCUUGCAAAAUAUGUAGGGGAGUAUAUGGAUAGCUCAGCUGUAAAAGUUGUUGAGGGUGCUAUUCCUGAAACAUCUGCCCUACUGGAGCAGAAAUGGGACAAGAUAUUCUACACAGGAAACUCAAAAGUGGGACGUAUUGUUAUGUCUGCUGCAGCGAAGCAUUUAACACCUGUAGUAUUGGAGCUUGGAGGAAAAUCCCCUGUUAUUGUUGACUCAGACAUCGAUUUAAAAGUUGCCGUAAGGCGUAUUAUUUCUGGAAAGUGGGGAUGCAACAAUGGACAAGCCUGCAUAGCUCCUGAUUACAUUAUAACAACAAAAGAUUUUGCUCCAACAUUGGUUGAUUGUCUGAAACUUUAUUUAGAAAAGUUCUACGGGGAGGAGCCACUGAAAUCAAAGGAUAUAUCUCGCAUUGUAAAUUCUAACCACUUCAAUCGCUUGAUAAAAUUAUUAGACGAUGAUAAGGUCUCUGAUAAAAUUGUUCAUGGAGGCCAAAGAGACAUAAACAACCUAAAAAUUUCUCCAACUAUAUUGCUAGAUAUCCCGGAUGACUCAUUGAUUAUGAGUGACGAAAUAUUUGGUCCUUUACUUGCUAUUCUGACGGUCGACCAUCUGGAAGAUAGCUUCAAGAUUAUUAACUCGAGGCCAAAGCCACUGGCAGCGUACUUAUUUACCAACAACAAGAAGUUGAAGGAGAAGUUUGUGAGUGAUGUCUCUGCAGGGGGCAUGCUGAUCAAUGAUACUACUCUACACCUUUCGGUUCCCACUUUACCUUUUGGAGGAGUUGGAGAGAGUGGCAUGGGCGGAUACCAUGGUAAAUUUUCAUUCGAUACGUUCAGUCACAAGAAGGCAGUUCUAUACCGAACUUAUCUUGGAGAUGCACCUCAAAAGUAUCCACCAUAUACUCCUCAGAAUUUAAAAUUUUUGAAGGCUGCUAUCAAAGGCAGUUUCUGUGACAUUCUCCGAGCUGUAUUCUGCUAGUCGUAAACUGCAACUGGUAUUCUGGCUCCUGGCUGUCAUGUCUUUUAUUUCUCUUUGGGCUAAACAUCUCUUAAUCUAUAUAUCCCUGUUUAAUGUGUGUCAGUAAAACUGUAAAACAAUGUCCCUUCUCAUCUUCCUUCAAA
Molecule: messenger RNA, 1928 nt
Organism: Daucus carota subsp. sativus
Lineage: Eukaryota; Viridiplantae; Streptophyta; Magnoliopsida; Apiales; Apiaceae
Product: aldehyde dehydrogenase family 3 member H1
Exons: 10
Coding region: 337-1785 (482 amino acids)
Biological process (GO): aldehyde metabolic process
Cellular component (GO): cytoplasm
Molecular function (GO): aldehyde dehydrogenase (NAD+) activity
Source: RefSeq, a predicted model, not a curated record